GUACCAGUUGUGCGGUGGACACUCAAGGUCACUUCAGCGUCACCCAAUGGUCGUCCACGAAGUAUAGUCUCAACAAUCUUCUCUAUAGAAGGGCGACGAAAAGUAAAUGAACUGGAAGAAGAACAAAUCCUGAUCAAACUGGACUUGAAAAAUGACGUAUGAGACUAUUUUGUAAAGAACCUCUCCCUUUACUUACGGGACCGCGUUAUUCGAUUUUUGGAGAAUGUAUGCAUGUUUAAAAACAUUGCAUGCAGUUUUGCUUGCACGUUGUGUUCUUCCUCCGCUCAGAUUCAGUGGUCCUGAUUUGUAUGCUAUUGUUUUGGAUCUCUUAUUCUUCCAAAUAAACACCGGUAUCAUGUGUUACAGCUUUGCCUCAACGUGUCUACAAAUUAACCCUUUAGUUACACAUCUUCCCAGAAUUGUCUACUUCCUGGGAAAAAGGUGGACAUUUCAUAUAAUUCUCUGGUUAAAAUCGACCCUUCUUCCCCAGCGUUUUCCAAAAUAUUUUCUGGAAUGACUCGUUUUCGAAGUUAGGUGAACAUUGAUGCAACAACAUUGUUUCAUCCAUAUCCAGGAAUUACUUUUCAUUCUUCAAAAUGUGAAGAAGUUCAUCUGAGACAUGUCUCAAACCUCACAUACAAUUUAGGGGAUUACCCCUUAGAUGUGCUCCAGGUUGAGAAGCUUGGAGUCUUGAUAUUUUGUUAUAUGAUUGUUGAGCUAUGACGAAAGUGCUUUUAGAACUUGUAUUUAGUUUCUAUCAGUUUUGCCCACUGUUAUUUAGAGUACGUAAUUUCAGUAUUUCCUCACUCCGAAGGAAUAAGAGUACCCUAAAACUUAUUUAUUUGAACACAUAUUGGUACCAAGGGUCGCCGAAUACAUAUGCGCUACACAAGUCACUUGGUUUUGCGGUAUCCUAAACAAACUUGAAUACCCUCUUGAUUAUCUGAGGUUAAUUUCCAACAAAAACCUUAGAGGCAAUACCCUGGAAUUAAAAGUACAACAUAUGAAACGGCUGUAGGCACACCCACUUUUUGUGAGUAAUCGAGUCCUGGAAUUAGCUUCCAGCUGAGAUGGUCUCAACAACUUCCCAAGAGUCCUUUAAGAAAAAAGUUGAUGUAUACCUAUAGACUCAGAACAACAUUUCAUUAUAACUUACUAAUGUAUCUGUCUUGUUUGUUUAAUAUACUUAGUUGAUUCCUGAAGGUAUUGGUGAUACACUGCUACUAGAUACUGAAGCCUGUUAAGUAAAAUCUAACCUUUCCACAACCAUCUGGAUUCAAUGAUCAAGUGUACUAUCUAAAUAUCCAUUUAAUAAUAGUAACCCUACUGCGUUAAUAGCCCGUUUCAUCAGUAUGAUAGCUCAUCAAUAUCUUCCUCUGCGUCUUCGUCUACUAUAAGGUUCAUUUUUAAAAUUUAUCCAUCUAUUGCCCCUGUAACCUGUCGCGGUAGCUUACUAUUAUAGUCUCAACUCUUCAUGGCUCAUCGGUCUUGGUUGUAAGGUGUUGUUACACAAUCCAAAACUUAAAGCGACCCUUCAAAAAUGAGCGAUCCGGUCAUGGUGUUUAAAAAUAUCGGUUCCUAAUGUUAUUCUAAGUGAUUCUACACUUUAAAUCCUUUUCCGCGAAACUAUUGCUCGAUGUUGUUAACUUAGGGUACCGUAUUCUUCUGCAAACAACCAUAUCUAGUGGUGACUUACUAUUAAUCAAUCAGCGUCUAUCAAUAGUUUUUGUGUGUACAAACUAGAUAGUAUAUAAAUUAGCUUAAACUGUACUGGAAGCGAGUUGGUGGGUAGAUAACUGAAGUUGCAUCAACUCAUUACCACAUUUCCCACGUACUUGAGGUGCUUAAGGUACUAUCUGAAGGUCUUUUUAUCUGUAUAGUCUCUAUCCUUAAAAAGAAAUUACUCGUGGUAGCUUUUUUUAUAAAGCGAGACCUGUUUUUACUUUAUUCUGCAAGUAUUUGUUCUAAUUUUUAUUAGUUUUUAUCAUCUAAAUCCUGAUAACCCACAUUAGUUUUGCUUUCCAGAUUCUACUUAGUUAGAAACUAUCUAAUGCAAUCAAGCUGAUUUACAUACUGUUACUUCUCAGGAAUAUUCUAAUGCAUAAUGCCUUUUGCAUCAUUCAAGAAUGUCCAAAAACGACUCUCCAAAAUUCAUAAAGAACGUUCUCAACCUCAACGUAGACACCAUCUUGGAAUACUACCGAAAAAACAGGAUUUCCGUUUAAGAGCCAAGGAUAAGGAAUCAAAAAGUGCUAAAAUAAAAGAGUUAAGAAGUAAAGCUUUAGAUAAAAACACAGAUGAAUUUUACUUCAAUAUGUGUAAUUCUCGUUUUGAUAUGGAAAAAGGGCAUAUUCCGUUAGAUGUAGAAAAAAGUUAUUUAGACUCUGAUAUUAAGUCAUCAUUUUAUAAAAACGUUACGCACCUACAAUAUGAAUUACAAAAAGAAAAGUCUAAGAUACAUCAACUUGAGUCGAAGACUCAUUUACUGCAAAGUGAAUCACAAAAUCCCUGUUCAAGGAAGACUCCCAAACAUAUUGUAUUUGCGGAAACCUAUGGUGAAAUGGUUGAACUACACCACAAAUACGCGGAGAAAGUACAAGUGGAUGAAACUAUUUUUGACAAUGUGUCUUCCAGUGACCCCUCUUCUGAAGACAUUUAUUCUCAACGUUUUAAUGCUUACAAGGAAUUAUCUGAACAUCUAGAAAGAGCCAAACAGUUGAAAUAUCUUUUACGUCAGCACGAAGCUAAGAAAAGUCUUAUGGUAUGUUCCUAUUCAAGACAUAUUUAUUAGUUGAUAUUUGAACCAGUACUUAUUGUAUUCCUUAGUUCCUACUGUAUAAAUGACCUCAGUUGUUUGACAUCCGUAGGUUAAUUGGGUGAUGUUUGAAAUUAUGUGGUAACUGUUAGACUAAAAAUUUAAUAUUAGUUAAAAUUAUUUAAGACUAAACAAAUAAAUUUCUAUCUUCGAAUUAAUUUUAAAGUAAACUAAUGCACAGAUCUUUGUAGUGGGGCCAGCACGCGUGCAUAUAGUUUAGCUUGGAUUCAACUUUGUAUAAUAUAUGGAGGACUAAUAAGAUGCAUAUAGAUAACACAUUCGUCAUCACUAAAAAAAGUCAGCUGGUAAUUACUUACGAUUUGGCCAACAACGCCUAUAGUGACGUAAGAUUUAAACUAGAAACAAAUUUAGACAAUAAAUUACCAUUCUUAAGUCUGUCGAUCACCAAAAUCAGUGCUAACAAACUCGAGUAAAUUGUAAACGAACUCACAUUAAUCAAAUUGUGGAUUACGUCAGCAAAAACUUAAGGACUUAUAAAUUAAUCUGUGUACAAACUGUUCAAAAGGCAAAAAUGUACUGAAACACUUUGCAGAAAGAUGAUAUGAAAUACCCAAUCGAUGCAUGUCAGAAGCAUAGCCACCUACACGAUUUAAUCAAGAAAUCCAUAUCAAUCCCAUCGCCGCGUAAAACAAUCAGCAAACGUAUAGUCCUUCCGCACAUGAGAACGCCUAUGUUAAAAUAGGCAAAUUACUAAGCUCGCAAAAUCCCGAUGUUCAAUAUUAAGCAAGCCAAAGAACACAAUGGCAAAAAAUAAACGAAACACUCUUCCAUGGUCUGCGAGGAUACUAUGGGACAAACUGGCCUUCCUGUUCACCUGCCUGUACGUGAAUGCCAACAAGCUGUCAAAUGUUACGACAUAUCUUCGCUGAUACCAAUGGAUGUGAGUAAUUAUGAACACGAAGCUGAUCGGGAAAGCGAAAAUAUAGAUAAGUGAAACAAUCCCAUGAUUCUCAGGUUAUUCAUCAAUUAAUGGAUAUAUCGACAUUGCCCGAACGUUAUUGCUACCUUGACGUGGUGUUCGGGCUUGCCUAUCGUGAUAAACCAAUCGAGCUAUACUGGCUGAAACAAUCUUUCCUCAAGGUCCUACCAUGCCAGACAGGUUGGUUGAAGAGCGGUAAGAAUAAAAACAGCAAACUGAAGGUGCGUUCCGUUCUACUGUACGGCCGCAAAACAUGGCCAUUUAGAGUAAAAGAUAAUCGUAAUCUAUUAGUAUUUGACCACAGAUGCCUUAGAAAUAUUGCUCGCAUCUGCUGGGAUCACUGGGUAAGUAAUAGUGAGGUUAGACGCAAGGUAUUAGGAAGUGAUGGUAAAUCAGUUGAUGAGGUUGUGGAUCUUCAUCGACUGAGAUGGUUGCGCCACGUAUCAUACAUGCCCGACCACCGACUACCACAACGCACAAUGCUGACUAGUGUUGUGAACAGUUGGAAGAAAGUUAGGGGCGGCCAAAAGUCACUAACUUCUCGUCUUAGCCGUGUCGUUAGAUGCAGAAUGCUUGGUAGGGGUCCGCGUGACUAUCGUAACCAAUGGUUGGAGACUCUUGCUGACAUGGCUCAGAAUCGAUCACAAUGGCGUCGGUGUAAACACUUUUUGUCUUCUUUUAAAUUAUGAGAUUAGAAUCACUUCAUUUCUUUCUUCCUGUAUUAUAUCCUUAUUGCAAUCUUUCUUUUAUAUAUUACUACCAUUGAAGUAACUUUCUAUGAAGUUUGUGUUCAUCUUGUGCUAAUGAGGCAUGGGGUCUUGGACCGAUGCACAUAUGUGCCUGGUCUUGCGUUGUAGUUGACUGACUGACUGAUAUCGAAAUUGGCUCAAUCUGUCAGGAAAAAUAACUGCAACGUUGGAAAUCAGACUGACAACCAAAAUAAAUCUCCAAGCAAAGACAGCAACUGAUGGAAUUUCACGUCAACAAAACAGGCUUUUAUUCAAGUGUGGAUAAAUCCCAGUGCCUCACUUGUUUCGAACUAUGUACUCAGGAUGUUGUGCAGCUCAGAGAACAUAACACCGAAAUGACAUAGUUGUACCUGUAGAACUACUAAAUCUUGAGCCCCCCAUACUGUCAGACAAUGAUGCUGUUUCUCCUUAAUCUGUUCAUUCUGAUUCCUCCAUUUCCAUUAUUUUUAGCUACAUUUCCAGUGUUUGGUUUGCUAUCACGAUUUAUAUAAAAAUCAAUUGUUGAGUCAAUUGAGGCUAGACGUGGGAGCACUGAUAAUAAUCAACAUAUGCUCACCAGUGACUGGCUUCAAGAUGUGUAUCCUGGAGUUUUAGUGAGAAGCAGUGACCAGAGGAGUUCAACCGGGUCAGUUGUGAGACAGUAACUCACUGACAAUGGUGGAUGUGUCGCUCAGUUUCGUAGAUUAGUUGAAGUUAGACAUUAACAUCAUUGGAUGCCGGCUCAGUGGUCCAGUGGUUAAGUGCUGGAGCGCGAGACCAGUAGGUCAUGGCUUCGAGUCCCGCGAGGCGGGAUCGUGGAUGCGCACUGCUGACAAGUCCAACAGUAGGACGAAAUGGCUGUCCAGUGCUUCCAGGUUUUCCAUGGUAGUCUUGCUUCAAUUGACUCAUGAUCUCAACAAUUGAAAUUACUAAAAUCUCCACAAAACCCCCUUAUAUAAAUAUCUAGACAUUUUCGCCUGUUUUCUUUAAUUCCGUUUGAAGCCCUUAAGGAAUAACACCGGUCUUAACGUCGAAUAAAGUGGGUUGGGUGUAGUGUUGAAUACAUCGUAACAAUGAAUCUUAUCAAAAAAGAGUGAUCAAUUCAACCGCUGAAACUUUACCCUGGUAGUUGAGGUGUCUUUAUACAGAAGUUAUGGUGGAAGGCACAAUUUUUCGAAAGGCAAAUGUCCCUUCUAACAACCAGAAUAUGGAAUGACUGGAUAAUAUGGAAACUCGAAAAAGUCAAUUCAGUAGUGGUGAAAAUGCGAAUAUACAGCCUGAUCGUGUUUGGAACAAGUGAAACAAACUAGAAACAACGUAGACAAAAGGACUAACUUCUGGAUGAUAUUGUUGCAUUGUGCUCAUGGCGAAGAAAAUGACUAAAACAAACACGAUGUUAUUUAAAGGAGAACGAAGCGCGCUUAUUUAUUUGAAAACUCAGCUCCAGGACUAUCAAAGCAUCCUUCAAAACAAAGAAAACAAGGAUAACAAUAAGUGUGAUGCAGUGUUGUGCACCUACUGAUAAUGAAAUCCAAGGCGAGAAAGAUUAGCUAUGUGAUCAUGCAGGCCAUCCUAGAGAGGGCAGCAAAGCGACCAGACAACUCAAUAAUGACAAAGCAACAUACCGAGUGAAGCACUGAAUCUAAUCAGAGGUGGUUACAAACAUGCUCUACGUUCGCUUUGAAAAGAUUUGGGAGGGACAAUUAAUACUAACAAACUGGAGGCAGGGAUAGCUCAUGAAAAUACUGAAGAAAAGGAGUUUUAGUAAGUGUGAGGACUACAGGUUGAACUUUGUCGUUUAUAAACCGAAUGGAGACUCUGCGAAUAACUGUCGAACAACCAAUUAAACGGAAAUCAUCGCUAUACAUCAACUGGUUAUGAGAAGACGUUCGACAGCGUGCAUAGGUGAACUGUUUGGAAUAAUCUCAUCUUGCAAAUUUAACCAAAAGAGCGUACAAAACCGUAUUCAAAGGAAGUAAGACGGCGCCUCCAGUUUAUGAAUUUGAACCUGUCCGGGAUCGAUGAACAUUUGAAUUUUGUUUAUAGUCAUCUAAUUUGUACAUUUCAUUGUCUCUGAUGUAUGUCCAGGAACAUCUAAAGAGUUUCACCAUAUGACUUAGUGUUUUCUACUUAAUCAGCAGUAGUCUGCUCACCUGGUAUCUUGUUCGUGUUUAGUCCUGUCACAAACUGUUGUAACGAAGGGAAUUCUACACGAUGCAUAUAUGUGCCUGGUCCUCCAUUGUAGCUGACUGACUACACGAAUGGUGUAAGUUUUAUGGUCGUUUUGAAUGAACCGUGGUCAAAGUUUAGCUACUCACAACAACUGAUUUACCCAUACGAUGCCUUAAUGGAAUUUUCAGAUCUUAUUGCUCAUAAAUAGAGGUAAAACUGGGCACUAAAAUAAUUAUGGGCCACGAAAAUGAAAAAAUAAGAUUGUUAAUAGAUAGAAGAGUCGAGGGAACUAAAAUCAAAUAUAGAUGUAUAAGUAAAAUUAAGAGAAAGAGAAUAUUAUGUAACAGAAGUCACAGUUCUGUUACGAAUGGAACGAGAAAGGAUUUUCACUUAAGUAUGUCCCUCCCGCUUCUGUAUGCAUGUAUAAAAAAACCACACCAGGACAACCACUAUCUCUUAUUCUGAUCCAUUUCUGAUAAUAUCUCAACGCAUUAGGUUGCACCAGGAAGUCGCUAUGAACCUGUAGGUGCUAUUCCUGUACAUCUUUUCACAUUACUGCUUUGAGUCAUAACCCGACCAUCUCUCUGCUUUUCCCAUCGAAUGUCGGCAAACAAUAUUCAAUGUCGACAUUAAUAAUAUAUUUCCAAGUCACAAGGCGGUGUUUCAACAUGGUGACACCAGUUGGGUUGUCGUCACUGUAGCUAAACGUACAUCCGAACCUUACAGAUUACUGGUGUUGUCACUGGAUGUCAUAAAUCCCUCGGAGACAACGAUGAUAGCGUUGCUGAAAAUCCUCGACUCAGAGAGGCCAGACUUCACAAAAAUGUAGCAGAACUGCUCUGAUCAGCAUUUUGCAGCCAGACUAAGAUCACGACGGCCAUAAAGAUGACUCAGAUCAACAAAGGGCUAGACCCACCUGUCGCGCCAUUACAAUCUCUCAUAAAAGUAAGCAGGUAGAUUGAUUUCCCGACCACUCUAAACAGCUCACUACUGAGAGUCAGUAUAAACAUGCUUCUACCAGUCUUAAAGAAGUAAUUUAGAAGGCGCAAAAUACAUUCCACAAUUAUGGACAUCAAUUAAUUAGAUUGGAUCUGGAUGGACUGUGUACAUACCGUUCAGUUUGCUAAUAAAAUCCUUACACACACCUGUACUGUGAAGCGAAAGCGAUUAUAAUAUCAAGGAACAACGGUCUCUGGUCUGCAAUCAUCGUGUAGGUGCUCUAAUAUUGGGCAAAAUAUAAUGCGAUAAACGUAUCCACAAGCUUAUUGAAAACAACCCUGCUUCCCACAGAUUUUAGAAAAUUGUUCAAUGUGAGAGAAUGCAAUAGAUUUACCCCCUGAUACUUGUAUGAUUUAUGUAGGUCCUUUAUGAAUAUAUGGGUAAAGGUCCCUUCACUUUGGGAUGUUGGAAAAAUCUCUGUUCUACAAGCAUUUGUAAUCACCUUUGUCGGCUCUCUGAUCAAACGUUUGCCUCAUUCGUGUAUCAAAAGAUAACUAGACUGUAGAAACGAGUCAUUUUGUAUAAUAAUGGGAGACAACUAUGCGUAAAAAUGACUGAGACGCAAUGUCUGUAUGACCAAUGAAUAUGGUUUUUUUCUAGGUCGGUAAACAACCUGCCAAACUAAGCGCUGAUUGUCGGGAUUGCUUAUUACUGGUUAUCUUAAUCCAAUUAAUUCAAACCUUAAUAACGAACCUAGUCGUCCAGGAUGGAGUGACUUAACAAGCGACUGAUGCUGUAUUGGAAAAUCAACACUCGCCUAGCUGACCCGUCAUACAAAUGUUCCUAUGAAUAUAAAUAUGAUACUAUCCGGAGUUACGUCAUUAAAAAAAUAACAUUUAAUGUUCACCGCUAUUAAAAAGUUUCUAUAUAUACUGGAUGUGAGAAAUAAAGUUUGAUGGGAGAUUUUUUAGUUAUGUGUUGAGUCUUGGAGUGUAGUUCCACAGUCCGAGAUCUUCAUGUGGCCUAAAUCACAAGGUUUUUUCUCAAAGGUUCUCAGUAUGUCAAUAAGAAAGCGGCACGACUUAAGUCAGUAGCUGACUGCGCUAAAAGGGGUAUGCACUUUACUUAUAGCAUCAGCCACAACCAUUAUUAUUUACAGCUUAAUUACGCAGUCGGUGAAAGUGUCCUACCAAUCCGUUUGCUUUUGGGUAGUUGGCGGUCGUUCGGAAUCUUGUGGCUCCUGAUAAUGUGGUUAGGCGACGGAAAAGUCCAGAUUCAAACUAGCGUCCACGGUGAUAUUUUAAGGGUAAUCGAAGUUUGCUACCCACCGUUCGACAAAGGUGUGGGCCACUGCUUCAACAGUAAUGUCCUUGGUGGGUACUGCUUCUGGCCAUCGAGUGAAAUGGUCUACAAGUUAAGAGAUAAGAUAAUCCAUUUGAAUCUGGUAAGUGUCCUAACGAAUUCAGAUGAACGUGAUCGAGACGAGCAUCAGUACUUUUGAAUGAGUCGAAGGGACAUUUGUUGUGUCUGAUCACCUUAGAUUUCUGGCAGCUUACACAGAAGCGUGUGUGUAGAAACUUCGAGAUGCUUAUUAUUAAAUUGCCGGGCUUGUCCGUGAUAUCUGUAGAAAAUCGUUGAGAAGUAUUGCGAUAAAACGAGACAUUUCGGAUAAUUCCACCGGAAUUGCAGAAAAUCCUGGGGAGAUGUAGAGGAAAUAUCCAAAUUUUUGGUGAAAUAUUGUAGGAAAACAAAGUUUUGGGGAAAAUGCGAGAUUGUGGGGUUUGAUCAAUAAAUAUAGACGGAUUUUCCCAAAAUGUAACAAGACUCUGGUGGAAACUUCGGUAAAUAUUGGAGAAUUUCUCAAUAUCUGUGGAAAUGGCACCAAAACCCCAAAAAUUUGUAACGUUGGUGCAACUAAUUGAAGACGUUGCAUCGAUUGGACGAUCCUCAAUUGUAGAUGUAUCGCAUAGUAAAGUUUCCUCACUUGUUUCUAUCUGUUUAAUACACAGUUCUAAAGUUGUCGAAGAUAACUUGUGCUGAAGAUCAGUGUCUUCUUUUCGAAGCUAUGCGAGCUUAAGAAGGUCGAUACCUUGGAAACUGUUCACGGAACUAAAACGAAACAAAAACACUUGUAACUGCAUUGUUUGCCCCCACAUGUGUAUUGUGUAUCCAAAGUAAACUGCGAAGUAUAUAUAGAGACCGAACGGCAUGAUGAUAGCGGUUUUAGGAAUGUCAGCAGCAGUCAUGGAAAUCUGAUCACAUGUUUUAUCCAAGUCGAUU
Schistosoma haematobium is the source of this 9874-nucleotide messenger RNA. Its product is annotated as UTP11-like, U3 small nucleolar ribonucleoprotein. The coding region runs from base 2105 to 2791 and encodes 228 amino acids. Lineage: Eukaryota; Metazoa; Platyhelminthes; Trematoda; Strigeidida; Schistosomatidae. Gene Ontology annotation, cellular component: nucleolus; small-subunit processome. Gene Ontology annotation, biological process: rRNA processing. The record is from RefSeq and is a predicted model, not a curated record. The transcript is spliced from 5 exons.